AUGUCGAUCUCGAACGAGGCCCUACAAAAGCUCGCUCACGAGAUCGAGGCGCAGGCCGCCUCUGCACAGCAACAGAUCGGCAUUACACGCAGCCAAAUCGCUAGCAAGCAGAGAGAGCAGCGUUUGGUGAAGCUCACGCUGAGUGAGCUCAGUAGCCUGCCUAAAAAGACUGUGGUAUAUGAAGGCAUAGGAAAGAUGUUUGCCGCCCUACCCUCAACUGAAAUGGCACAAAAGCUUGAGGAGCAGACGAAAGACUUAGAGCGCGAAGUAGACAAGCUCAGACAAAGACUAGUCUACCUGGAAACAACACACAAAAAUAGCCGCGAUCAUAUUGAACAGAUGCUACGCAAAGCCUGA
This is a messenger RNA of Beauveria bassiana ARSEF 2860, 357 nucleotides long. Its product is annotated as prefoldin subunit. The record is from RefSeq and is a predicted model, not a curated record. Gene Ontology annotation, cellular component: prefoldin complex; cytoplasm. Gene Ontology annotation, molecular function: protein folding chaperone. Gene Ontology annotation, biological process: protein folding. Bases 1 to 357 code for a protein of 118 amino acids. NCBI's taxonomy places the organism in Eukaryota, Fungi, Ascomycota, Sordariomycetes, Hypocreales, Cordycipitaceae. The transcript has 3 exons.